Molecule: messenger RNA, 1106 nt
Organism: Suillus discolor
Lineage: Eukaryota; Fungi; Basidiomycota; Agaricomycetes; Boletales; Suillaceae
Exons: 6
Coding region: 220-972 (250 amino acids)
Molecular function (GO): oxidoreductase activity
Source: RefSeq, a predicted model, not a curated record
AUUAUCGCUACUACCCGCUGAGCUAACACCAAGCCGCGUGACUGCAUGAAUGCACGCACGGACCGGUAUUAUUAGCCCGAGCCUGGUUGUUCUUCUCACUGACAAAGUCAUGUAUGCAUACGGGCUCCGGAUAUCGGCCAGGGCGGAAAUCCGCACCCCGCUGCAAGCUACAGUUAGACCAACCACCUUCAUCCCCAACUUCAUACACCAACCCUUCCAAUGUCAUCGUUAAAGGUCGCAGUGAUUACAGGGGCAUCCUCUGGUAUCGGACGCCAUUCGGCUAUCAAGCUCUCUUCUGAGGGUUGGAGCCUGGCACUGACUGCUCGAAGGCUGGCUCAACUCGAAGAGACAAGAUCCCUCUGUGCAAAUCCCGAUGCGUGUAUUCUCGUUGCUGGUGACAUCACAGACGAAGCUUUUGUAAAAAGCUUGUUCGAGGAGACCAUGAAGAAAUUCGGUAGACUUGAUCUGUUGUUUAACAAUGCGGGCUUGUCUGACAAGGCGAGGCCCAUCGAGGAGAUGCCGCUUGAGAUGUUCACAUCGGUCGUUAAUGUCAACCUUGUUGCUUCCUUCCUUUGCGCUCGCGAAGCUUUCAAGAUUUACAAGCAACAAGAACCCACUGGAGGGAGAAUCAUCAACAAUGGCUCAUUGGCUGCCCAUGUGCCAAGGCCUCAUUCCGUUGCAUACGCGACCUCCAAACACGCCGUGCACGGUUUAACUAAGACCAUCGCAAUCGAGGGGCGAAAGUACAACAUCUCUGUGACGCAGAUUGACAUUGGAAAUGCGCACACGUCGAUGGCUGCAGGGCACACUUUAGGAGCAUUGCAGCCUGAUGGUCGGAGAGUCGUUGAACCGACUUUCGAUCCGGUACACGUUGCGGAUGCGGUUGCGCACAUUGCAAGUCUCCCUACGUCUGUCACGGUACUGGAGAUGAAUAUCAUGGCGACUGGUGCUCCUUAUGUCGGAAGAGGAUGACCAUCGAUACUUAAAGUGUCGGCGAAGACAGCAGGACGCAGGACAGUUGUCUGAGCAUAAUGACAUUGUUGCAGAUUUCACAUGUACCACGUCCCACGCCGCCUGGCAAUACAUUAAUGCAUGUAGAACAAGAA